Labeo rohita (rohu) is the source of this 2884-nucleotide messenger RNA. RefSeq names its product probable G-protein coupled receptor 141 (gene gpr141). Gene Ontology annotation, biological process: G protein-coupled receptor signaling pathway. The record is from RefSeq and is a predicted model, not a curated record. NCBI's taxonomy places the organism in Eukaryota, Metazoa, Chordata, Actinopteri, Cypriniformes, Cyprinidae. Gene Ontology annotation, cellular component: membrane. Gene Ontology annotation, molecular function: oxysterol binding; G protein-coupled receptor activity.
AUGGAUGAAACGUCAAAUGUGCAAAUAAAAACAAACAGCAGUCUAGCCUCAUCGAGAGAAUGUGUUAAAGUAGUGGUUACUGAAUGGGUGAGGAACAGAUGCAACAAACACAUUACCUUACUUCCUCAUCUGCUCUGCCAUCGUCGACUUCUGCGUUGCUGUUCUGAGGUUUGUUCUCUCACUAGAAAACAUGACGAUGAACACCACAGUCAGCAACAUCACCAGCCCCAACAACACAACCAACCCGACUUCAACAAACCAUCCGUCCACCUCACCGAGCCCUACAGGGUCACCGUGAUCAUUAUCUACGCUGUGGUGCUUCUGUUGGGAAUCACAGGCUUAACUGUCAUGAUGAGCUUGUUAAAAACCAACAUUCGCUCGUUAACCACCAUCGCCUUUCUGAACUUGAUGGUCGCACACUUUAUUUUCUUGCUCACCGUGCCAUUCAGAAUCUACUACUACGUGACAAACACAUGGGCGCUGGGCCCAGGGUUCUGUAAACUGGUCAGCGCCAUGGUGCACAUCCACAUAUACAUGGUGUUUACCAUCUACUCCAUUCUCCUCACGGUUCGCUUCCUGGAGUUUUACAAGAAAAUGAAGCGGACUGAGUUCUACCGGCGAUUGCACGGACUGGGCGCUAGCGUUCUAGUGUGGUGCAUCCUGUUAAUCAUCAUGCUACCCCUCGUAUUAGAUCGAUACGGACAGCAUAACUCACAAAAAAACCAGUGCUUCAAAUUUGAUGUGUUAUUACAUGAGACCUAUGUCCGCGUCCUGAACAUGAUUCUGUCCAUCUGUAUUAUCACCGUGUCCUGUGUGCAAACCUGCAUCCAGGUGAUCAUCCUGCGCACAAUGAUACUCAAGUACGGAGCCGCCAGCCGCUCCCAGCAGGAAUUUUGGGUCCAAAUAAAAAACCUCAUCUUUGUACUCAUCAUGCUCACCUGCCUGGUACCGUACCACCUUUUCAGGCUACAAUACAUAAAAAAACAUAACCUUCAUCAGAUAAACGAAGUGUUUCUGGCUAUCACUGGGCUUACGUGUUUCGACAUGCUGACCUUCACAGGGAAGAACAUCUGUAAAGUGUGUUGGACCUAAAGCGGAUAAAUACUGUAGCCUAGACUCUUUUUUCCACAUCACUAUCAGUCAGGGACUACAGAUGUGAAGCUGGAAACCCUGUUUUAGUUAUAAUACGGAUAGUGAAGGUAAAUGAACAUCAGCCUUGGCCAACUCUAGCCUAGCGGUAUUUUGCGUCAAAAUACCAUAGUAGUUACUACAGUUUUUGUUAACUCUGGCAGCUGUGUCUCUGAAAGCUUUUCAUCACAUUGUCUGAAUGCGCUUGCAAAAAACAGGCCUAUGUUUUUAUGUUAUUUUAUUGCUAAUGUAAAUUCUAGUACCAUGAUACAUACCAUAUAGCAUGGUAUAUAUUAAAGUAACAUAGUGUUACUACAGUAGCUAGGCUAUGAUUUGAUAGUUAUGUCUGAAGUGAUAAGGUAUUUUGUUAUCAUGGUAUUUAAGUCUUUAAGAUGAUUUGAAAUGACUUUUGUUUUGAUAUCUGCACUGUAUACAUGCUUUUAAGGAGAUAUUAGAGCAAAAUAUAUUUUAUAUAAAGGGUUGAUUUUAUAAUUUGUUUAUUUAGCCUAUCAAAACAAAACUGAACUAAUAUCUACAGAUUGCAGCUCAAUGGAUUUAAGGCUUACAUUCUCAGAACUAUGGCUAAUGUUCUGGCAAAGGUCUCUCAAACUUAUAAAUAAACGUUUUUUUCAAUGACAACAACACGUUCGUUCAAUAGUUGUGCACAAAGCAUUAGAGUCAUCGUUCAUGGAAGUUUUUUCUAAAACAUGUUUCAGAACGUUCAGGGAACUUUCAAAAGUAAUAGAACGUUCCCAUAAUGAUAAAAUGGAAUGUUCACUUAUUUUCGUUCCUCUAAUGUUCACAUAACCAAGAAAAAUGGUUUUAAACAUUAAAAAAUGCACGUUUUGAACAUUCAGAGACCAAAGUGUUCAUACCUUAAUGGGAAUUUGCUAACGUUCUCAGCACGUUAUUUUGAGCUAGGGUGUGGUGGUGGCAUCAUGAUGAACUAAAAAUAACGAAACUCCAUUUCUGAAUUCUCUUUUACAGUAUAUCUCUCUAGAAUUGAGUUUUUUUCUUUUAUUUUUUUUUUUAGUAAGCAUAUAGCUAAAUAAAAAACGACGCAAGUGACAGAACGUCAGUUGGUUUCCUAUUUGGGGACGAUAUUUAUACUCAUGCAGAAAUAAUACCAAUAGGUGGUUUGAAUAUAUCAGCUUUAAAUAAUGUCUUAUGUUCAGUUAUGUGAUCAGACAAUGACCAACCGAUGUUCGACCGUUCUCGUAGAGAGGGAUAAAUAGAGAUUUGGCGCCCUCUUCUGAUAAAAUAUGAGAACGUCAAAGACCCGCUCUGAGGUAGAAAGGUAAAACGAUAUUUCUAUAAAACCACAAGUUGGGCCGUUAGGGAUUAACCAGUGUUUAUAAGCAGGCUUUUUACUUAUUUUCUGAAAAUACAAAAGUGUCCGUUACAUAUUUACGAUAUUAUAAAUUCAAAAGUUUCUCUUCUUGUCUUUAGGCUUUGUUUGUCCGUGUACUUUACGGCUUGAACCCACGCAUAGGCAACACGAUUCAUGUCUUGUGUUUUAUUGGGGCUAGUUACUGUUUAACAUCUCCACCCAACUUUCAGUUUGUUUAGUAAAUCGAUCUAAUGAGGCUCCCCCAACACCACCAAAAGUAUUAUCCAAUGUGAGGCAUUUGACAUGUUAAACACUUCACUUGCUCUCUAUAACAGCCUAAAUUUCAUAUUUAUUAGCAUAACAUUUUGACACAUGUUCGUUUGGCUUUUGGUGGAUUAAUGCAAAUCGUUGUUGGACGUGGAGAAG